Molecule: messenger RNA, 2224 nt
Organism: Hippocampus comes (tiger tail seahorse)
Lineage: Eukaryota; Metazoa; Chordata; Actinopteri; Syngnathiformes; Syngnathidae
Gene: hrh2a
Product: histamine receptor H2a
Exons: 4
Coding region: 400-1572 (390 amino acids)
Biological process (GO): adenylate cyclase-activating adrenergic receptor signaling pathway; positive regulation of MAPK cascade
Cellular component (GO): plasma membrane
Molecular function (GO): G protein-coupled receptor activity
Source: RefSeq, a predicted model, not a curated record
AACACACUCACAUACACUCACACACACACACACACACACACACACACACACAUGCACACGCAAAACACAUAAUGAGCAUGCCUGUGGUUCUACUCGCUUCCCUCCAGGAGCCAAUAUGAGGCGAUGUGGUCUGUGCGAUGGGAGUGAAGCCAAGGAAGACAGUUUGUUUGAAGCCAUUGGCCAAAUUCUACACAAGUGUGGACCUCUGCCUUCAUAAGGACCACAGCAUGAAAUAAUGAAUUCAGGUGCCACAGCCACUCAUAUUGGCAGUUUACUCAAAGAGUGCAGAUUGACACUGAGAUUAGACUGCAAGAGGCCAUCUCGCUGGAAGCACACUUACUGUACAUGAAGUUCAAUGAAGUGAAUUGGUGAAGGGUAAAAAGUCAGGGCCAAACAGCCAUGUUGUCAAAAAUAGCAGUGGGUCUCAUCCUGACGCUUCUAAUCCUACUGACCAUCAGCGGCAACAUGCUGGUGUGCCUGGCGGUCUGCGCCUCGCGACGCCUCCGCUGUCUCACCAACUGCUUCAUUGUGUCACUGGCGGUGACCGACCUUCUGCUCGGACUCGCCGUCCUCCCCUUCUCGGCCCACCUGCAGCUCACCGAUGACUGGCCGUUGGGCCCGGUCUUUUGCAACUUCUACAUCUCCAUGGACGUCAUGCUCUGCACUGCCUCUAUCCUCACCCUGCUGGCCAUCAGUAUGGACCGCUAUUUGGCUGUGACAAUGCCCCUUAGAUACAGCUCUCUGGUACUGCCUUGGAGAGUAUUUGUGGCCAUGGCGAGCGUCUGGACCGUGUCGGUGGCCGUGUCCUUCUUGCCCAUCUACAUGGGCUGGAACACCGUCAAUGGGACAGUGCAAAACCACGGCCCACGGGCUCCUGAGAGGACGUGUCGCUUUGAACUCAACAGGCCUUACGUUCUGACCGACUCCCUUCUCACCUUCUACUUGCCUCUGCUGGUCAUGUGCUGGACAUACCUCAGAAUACUUCGCAUCGCACGCGCACAGAUCAAGCGCAUCAUUAGUACUCGGCCCACGUGUGUCACCACUUACAGCUGCAGGAGCCACCAAUCGGCCAUCACCACCGUCGCCUCCGGUGUCCCAGCGUCGGCCCUGCGGGAGCACAAGGCCACGGUGACGCUCGCAGCAGUGAUAGGGGCCUUUGUGGUGUGUUGGCUGCCUUAUUUCAUCCUGUUCACAGCGCUGGGCCUACAGGAGAAUCCCGACCCCAACAAAGUUCCAGAAUUUUCCAUUGUGCUGUGGCUGGGUUACACCAACUCAGCGCUCAAUCCGAUCCUCUAUGGAGCCCUCAACAGGGACUUCAGGUCCGCCUACACGCAGCUACUGAGAUGUCGAUGGCCAACAUACAGUGGGUGCCAACAUUCUCCUGCCACAGUAACUAUAGCAGGCAGACAACAGCUCAUGGAGGUGACGCUUCUGUGUGGACACACACCUUCCAGCUGCAGGGCGGGUCAAACAAGUCAGAACUUUAUGCUACAAGAGUCACAUAGCCGGACGAACACAACCAUGACCCAAAUUGCGAACGGCACAACUGCUACAGAUGUCAAUGACAGUUAAAAGGUCAGAAGCCUUUUUCCUGCUGAGGUUACCAAGAGGAGGCAGCCAUUGUAAAACUAUUGAAGUGCACUGACCUGAUGUACAGUAAGUACACAUUCAGAUGUCUGCGCUCAGCACAGUCAGAGAUACUUUACCAACAGUUUCACACCCUGCUAUUGUUACGUUGCUAAGACAAUGUGUGCAACAUGUUGACCAUGUGAUUUGUGUUUUAGUUUUAAAGCAAUAAAAUGUGAAACAUUUCCACCUACAUCAGAAAUCAUAAAGUGACAGACAUAAACACGCAUGCACACACCCACACGGUGUGCUGCACCUUCAUUAGCUAAAUCUUACUAAUCCAAUAAGACCCAAUACAAAACCAGUUUUGUCAUAUUCAAAAAUGUAUCAAUUUAAUAAUGACUAUUAGUGUAUAGGUUACGUUUGCAGUGGUGAAGAACUGUAUCAUACCGAGGGAUCCAUCCAUCCAUCACACCUCUUGAGGCUUAUAGGAAGCUGAGGUCCAUGAAGCUAAUUCACCCCUGGACUGGCCGCCAGUCAAUGACAUGGCACAUUAUAGAGACAGACUACCACCUACACUCACAUUCACAGUCACUGAACGCAUGCUGCCUACACAGAUGUCAGGCGAAUGAGUCACUGCAACAUCAGAGACUACAUA